This is a messenger RNA of Thalassophryne amazonica, 3493 nucleotides long. RefSeq lists its product as uncharacterized. Gene Ontology annotation, molecular function: zinc ion binding; DNA binding. The coding region runs from base 199 to 852 and encodes 217 amino acids. Lineage: Eukaryota; Metazoa; Chordata; Actinopteri; Batrachoidiformes; Batrachoididae. The record is from RefSeq and is a predicted model, not a curated record. The transcript has 6 exons.
AACACGGUGAAUCGACGCUGUGGAUGGAUGACGUCAUGGUCGUCGUUUCGAAUGUGGGGAGCUAGCAGUGGGUAGGAGGCCGCGUACAUCUGCGGACGCUACUUUUAAAAAAUCUGAAGCCCAAGGUUGUUGACAGUGCUCAACACCUUCAAAUUAAGAAAUAUUUUGUCCCAACCCCAUUGCCCCCUCUGUGAGAGCAUGGCUCAGGAGACUAAUCAGACACAGGUGCCAAUGCUUUGCACUAUGGGAUGUGGCUUCUAUGGUAACCCCCGCACCAAUGGCAUGUGCUCAGUCUGCUACAAGGAACACCUGCAACGACAACAAGGAGGGGGGAGAUCCAGCCCCCCAGAAGAGAAAGCUGCUAUGUCGCCGGUAGCCUCUCCAGACUCUGCUGGGGUCUCAGUGGAAAGCACGACCUCAGAGCCUGCUACAGAUGCAGUGGAAACCCCACCUGAGGAACAGACGCUUAGCCCCAGCUCUCCCAGUCCAGUAACUCAACAAAUGACAGCUAUGAGCAUCUCCCAGGAUUCGGGAGCCGUAGACUCUGACCGAGCAGAAGGUGAGGAAGGGGAGGAAGAAGGCACAUCCAGCAACACAGAACAAGUGGGGGAUGCAGCACAAACUUCUGAUGGUGACCAAACACCUGAUAAAAACAAGAAAAAGAACCGCUGCUUUUCCUGUCGGAAGAAAGUGGGCCUUACUGGUUUCGACUGCCGCUGUGGUAACCUGUUCUGUGCCAUUCACCGUUAUUCUGACAAACACAAUUGUCCUUAUGAUUACCGGAGUGCAGCAGCGGCCCGUAUUCGUAAGGAGAACCCCGUUGUGAUGGCUGAGAAAAUUCAGAAGUUAUGAGGACAAAGUGCAUAAAAGUCUUGCUGACUUUGUGAAUUUGGACAAUGGCAAUGUGGAUGAACACGUCUGGUAUCAUGGCUUCAUUUGUUCAUGGUAAUCAAAGAUGGGUUUUAUGGGGUGGGGUGGUCACAGCCCCCAGUCCAGGUGCUGCCCUUACUAGCAUCUCCCGCUCUCUCCACAAGUGACUGGUUGAGCCUGAAGUUGACUGUGUGUUUGUAUGAAAGUGUGUGUGUGUGUGCAUUGCUUGAGAGUAUUGGAGAGCAGUAGGGGCAGGUGGACAUAAAUGUUGCUGUCGGGGAGGGAAGGCAUUUGAUUUUUACUCCUUUUUGUUUCUCAACUUGGGGAAUUGUGGAGUUUUGUUUUUAUACCAUCCCAGUUAGUUGAAAUAAGACAGGAGUAAACUGUGAAAGAAGUGUCAUAGUGUAGAUGAGGACAUGCAGGUCAAUUUAGAAGGCUCUGUAAAAUAAAAGUUGAGGAACAAACCCACGAAACCUGUCUGGGGAAAUUUCAACUAUCAGGAAGAUGUUUAAGGGCUUAGGAAUAUGAAUUAUCCUCCAGACUAAAGAUGAUGUCAAGUUCUUAUCAAAUUGGCCUUUUUUAUUUUUCCCCUUUCCUGUUAUCCUGACUCUGUAUACAGUUAGGUCAAUAAAUAUUUGGAAAUUGACACUUACGCGUUUUCGCGCUUCACCACAGUGUAUUGGAUAUGAAAGUAACGAACGUGUCAAAGUGCAGACUGUCAGCUUUAGUUUGAGGAUAUUUGUGUUUUUUUUUUUUUUUUUUUUUUUUUUUUUAGGGACCAAGCGUAAUUGAUCAGAUAGACACGAUCAUGCAUGUAUUUUUUUUUUUUUAAUUAAAUAAUUGGGCGUGUGCAGUUGGUGGUGACCUGAACUCUGAAACCCAUAGAUGUCUCCAGACAUUGGGUGGAUUCUGUGUUGAUGCUCUACCGUGGUUCCACUGCAGCUGUCUUCAGGUUUUGCUUGUUCUUGAUGUGUUUUGUCUUGAGUUUUGCCUUCAAGUGAAAUUCAGGUCCAGUUGAAUUCGGGUCACGCUCGACUUGGUCACUGCAGAACAUUCCAUUUCGUUGCCUUAAACAUUUGGGUCAUUAUCCACCUGCACUGUGAACAACUGUCCAUUGAAUUAUGGAGAUGUUAUUUGAACAAGAACAGAUAAUGGAGCCCUUUGCCAACUUCAUCCUGCUGCUUUUACCAGCAGUCACAGAGAGCCAGUUAGUUUAGCAGUGCACAUGCCUACACCAUAACACUACCUCAAAUAUUCUUCAUAGCUGAGGUGUUCCAUUUUAAAUAAUCAGGGUUUCCUUCUCUUUGCUGUGCUCUUCUGGCGUUCUGCUCCAUUUAGAACUGUGAAAUCUGGCUAGAGGAUGUAGUUGUAGAACUGCACAUGCUCAUGUUGUGUUGUUUUCACCAAACUGAUUGCUGAAUUGUUGAUGUUGACGUGGGUACACUGGCCUCCUGGAGGUUGUUCUUGAUGGUGUUACCUGUGAGUUGUCCAAUUACCUUUGGUCUCUCAGGAAAAUAUGGGAACACAUACACAAAGUUUUGUAACUCUUACACCAUUCACCAUGUUUUAGAUAUAAAUACCUUCAAACGAAAGUUGAAAGUCUGUCGCUGUCCAAAUUUAUGAACCUGACUGUAGCUGAGUGAUUGAAUUUUAAUGAGCGUAUGACAUCAGAAGAUCUAUAUUAAUAUAUUGUAGUUAGCUUGAAUUGUGUGAUUGCUUUCUAUUUAUUUUUUAUCGUGUGGUUGUUCUGUGCUGGAGGAUUGGCAGCAUGUGUCAGCAGGUCAUUAUGAUUUGCAUUUAACCUUUUCAGAUAUAUUUAAGUAAAUCCAUCUUAAUGAUAUAACCAUUAUAAAGAUGAAAUACACAAAACCUGACAUGAUUGCGUAGAGUCCAGUUAAACCGUUACAAAGAUUGUGCAGUAAGUGUCAGUUCAGAUUCGGAAAUGAAGCACAAUUACGCAUCAAGUGGACAGCACGAAAUAAUGUGUGAGACCUGCUCCGUUUUGUUCAGCAUCUGGGUCAUUUGCAGUUUAUAUUUGAUGGGUAUAGCAGGAUAUACUGGAAAAGUGUCCUGUUGGUAAAAGUACACCAGGGGCGUGUUCCCUUUGAGUGCCCUUUUGUAUUCUGGUUGAAGCUCCAUGUUUCUCUAACCACCAGCAGACCAUUGACAUGCUGAAUGAAAACUGAACCGGGUCACAGUUCCUCCACAUUGUGACACACCUUUUACAAUCAGUUGUAAAGAUUAUUGCAAUGCUACAGUGUUGCGUGCUGUGCUUUUACAAUAUUCUGAGAAUUCAGAUAAGUACUUACUAUGAAGACUGCUUCUGCUAGGAAGAUGAGAUUUGCAUGCCUGAGUGCAGUCAAACAUAUUUGUUUAGAACUGAGAGCACAAUUUGAAGUGAAGUUAGGAUGUUUAUAAGGCCACACUGCAGUAGCACAAUGCAUGGCUGGAACUGAAAUCCACAUUAACAGGACUCAACAUCUUUAUUUCCCAGUUGUAAAUACCACAUGGCUCCUAUUCAUAUAGCUUAAUCUUAAUGUAGAUGUUUGCCAAGUAAUAAAGUCGAGGGAUUAAGGAGAAGAAUAUUACUCUGUAUGAAAGUGCUUUUAAUAAUUAUCCCCCC